UAGUACACGCGUCACUUCCCAACCAUGGAAGCAGACUAAGGAAAUAACAAAGUUAUUGUGUAUUUUAAUAAAAAUGAUAGUUUUAACAUGUUGCAAUAGUUAAUUACUUUUUAAGUCUUUCGGAAGAAGGGUGGCCCUGAAUUGUUUUGAACUCUGCACAAAUAUUUCAGUCACAAAAUGGCAACCUGUGAGAAGAAAAAUAGUGAGUCUGCUGAUUCCCUGGGGAGCAUUGACUACUUUUCCAUCCCUCUGAUUACCCUGAACUUCUCGGUAAGGAAGAAACUAGCUCUGUACCUCAAUCCAAGAACAGUAGUGGCGGCAGACUGGACGGUGCUGGCCGAGGAGAUGGGCUUUGAGUAUCUGGAAAUUAAGAACUAUGAAAGAUUAGACAAUCCCACUGAAAAACUGUUGGAAGAUUGGCAAGUCAAGCAUGGCUCUUCUGUGGGCAAAUUAAUGGAGUUACUCCAAAAGAUACAACGUGAUGAUAUCCUUGAAGAUGUCACACCAGAUAUUGAAGCGAGCUGUCGACGAUACCUUAAUAAACCAGUUCAAGUGCAAUCAGUGGAUAGCAGUGAGCCCAAAACUCCAAGUCCAGGAGGAAUAACAAUAAGAGAUGACCCCACAGGAGCUGCACCCGAGUUCUUUGAUGCAUUCAUUUGCUAUUGUCAAGCUGAUAUUGAGUUUGUUCACGAGAUGAUCAGGCAGCUUGAGCAGUCUGAGUGCAAACUGAAGUUGUGUGUAUUUGACCGCGAUGUGCUGCCAGGGUCGUGUGUCUGGACCAUCACCAGCGAGCUUAUUGAGAAAAGAUGUAAAAGAAUGGUGGCGAUAAUCUCUGAUGACUAUUUGGUCAGUAAUGAUUGUGACUUUCAAACGAAGUUUGCUCUAAGUCUCAGUCCAGGUGCCCGAGACAAGCGCCUGAUCCCUGUCAAGUACAAGCAGAUCAAGAGAGAAUUUCCAAGCAUUCUCCGUCACAUCACCUUGUGUGAUUACACAAACCCAAGCACCAAAGCAUGGUUCUGGAAGAGGCUCGCUAAAGCACUCUCACAACCGUGAAAGGAGACCCUGGAAAGGGAACAGAAAGACAGCGGUGAUUAUGUUGGUUACACUGCAAGAAUGAAGACAGUUUGGGGUUCUACCAUUCCAUUAAUCUGUACCAAAUGACCAGAUCUGGUGUCUUGACUAUACAUUCCAUUUUUCAGUAUUUGAAAGGAUUGAAUCUUUUCUCACUAGUGAUGUACAGCAAAAAAAAGUUUUGAAUAAUUUCAAGAUGCAGCCAAGAUCACAUUCUUGAGGUGCAGAGCUAUUUUGAGUGUCAAAUUGAGUACAUUUUGCUUCAUAUAGCAGCAAAUCCACAACGUUUGAGUCUGGCGAAGUCUGUAGUUACACAUACAGUUUGCUGAGAACAGUGUCAGUCUUCAUAAUUACACUUAAUACCUAGCAGAGCCUUAUGACCACUUUUCAACUUAACUGUUUCUACACCGUCAGACUGCUUAUCUGAUUAAUACUUGAUCAGCAGAAAUUUCCUCGAAUGCAAUAUUGGGAAGAUUAAAGAUAUUUUUAAAAAAUUGGAAAUGAGAAUCUAAUAAUGAUCAUGAAACGGUUGACUCUUAACUGCCCACUGGGCAAUAAAUGCUGGCCUAACAAGUGAUAUCCAAAUCCCACAAAUGAAUAAAAAAUACAAUCUCUGACAUAAACAUUGUUCCCUGCGCACUAACUCUAAAGCUUUUAAUAACUGAGGCUAAAGCACACUCUUUACAAUCUUGUGGAAUUUGACCCCAAGAUUGCUGUUGAUAAUGUGUCUGGAUCAUCAGCAGUAAAAACACCUAUUUCCUCCUCCGUAAGAUCUGAUUCUGCUGCUGCUGCAGCUUCAAUUUAUCUGUUGCUGAAACUCUAACUUGUGCACAUGUUAGCUCCCGAGUUGACCAUUCCACUCCUGGUUAGUAUGAUACAUGUUCCACCCUCCCAAACUUAAGGUCAUCCAAAACGCUGCAGCCCAUUUCUUAACUAGCACUCAAUCCUGUUGACCCAUCAUCCUUGUGAUUACUGACCUACAAUUGCUCCCAAAUUAACAAGGUCUCUUUUUAUAAUUGUUGUCCACGUAUUAAAUUAUUUCCAAGGAUUCCCUACUCCAUAUCCCUGUGACCUCCUCCAACAAAAAACCAAGGUAACUUUGCUGAAUAUUGGCUUCCUGACCAUCUGUGAGCUUAAUCGCUUCGAAACUGAUGGUUGUGCCUUCAGCUGAGAAGAUGCCAAAGUCUGAAAUUCCUUCCUUCAAUCUCUAUGCCUCCCUAUCUCACUUUUGUUUUUGAAGAUGCUCCUUAAAACACAUCUUUGACAAAGCUUUUAAUAUCAGCUAUCAUGUGUUUUGGUGUCAAAUUUUGUUUAGGUUUUGCUCCACCUAAGCAUUUUAAAUCUUUCUUUAAAAAAAUUAAAGCUCCAGAGGAUAAGUUGUUGGUGGGAUCCAAAACCAGAAGUAAUAAAUAUUAAACAAUACGUAAUUUGUAUACCCGGUAGAACAUUUAUAAGUCGCUUUUUCUCUCCCCCCCCCCCACCCCCCACCAUUAAUAGUAAGGUGGAAUAUCCACUAUAAGGAGUUGUUGAGGUAAGUAGUCAAUACAUUUAAGGGGAAGCCAGACAUGCACAUGAAGGGAAAGGAAUAGAGUUUGUUGAUUGGUUAGAUGAAGAAAUCUGAGGGGAGACUCGCGUGGUGCAUAAAUACUGGUAUAGACCUUUUGGACUGAAUAAUCGGUUUUCAUGCUGUAGACUCAAUUAUAUGUACAUCCUAGCACGUCACUGAGAAUCUCUCUUCUGCUUUGGAAAUAACCUAGGAAUAACUGAUGUCAGUACAGAUGAUGAUCACAAAGGUAUCAGAUUGUUGUAAAAACCCAACUGCUUCAUUAAUAUCCUUUUGGGGAAGGAAAUAUGCCAUCAUUACCAAUCUGGCUCAUUUGUGACGAUAAUCCCAUUUCUAAUAUCUGAUCUUUAAAUAUUCUCUGAAAUGAUUUGGAAGAGAUGCAGUCAUUUUUAGCACAGAAACAAUAGUUUUGAUACAAAGACCCCUUUUUCUGAUGAAGGGUCUAGGCCGGAAAUGUCAGCUUUUGUGCUCCUAAGAUGCUGCUUGGCCUGCUGUGUUCAUCCAGCUCCACACCUUGUUAUCUCGGAUUCUCCAGCAUCUGCAGUUCCUAUUAUCCCCGUUAGUAUCUCUUGCUUCCUGAUGCAAAAAAUGUAUGGGAGAACGCAUUGCAACUAACAUUUACUUUUCUGAUAACCUAAGAAAAAGCCCAUUUUUCUUAGGACAACUUUUUAAAUUCAACUUGUGGAAAGGCAUUCUUCCCCUCUUGGCUGUCACAUUUUUAGCAAAAUUGUCAUUUUUUUAUUGAUGUUUUAUGUAUUUUCUAAUGUAAAACCAAAGGGCUAAAAUAAUAAAAAAAAUUAUAGAAGUGCAGUUUCAAGUGUAUCCAAUGCUUCACCAGUGGUUGAUUUGAUCAUAAUAGUUGUGUUUUUCCAGUGACAAAAUAUAAACUCAUCUUAAAGGUUAGUUUCAAACGAUGCUUCUCUUCCUUCUUCAUUUUAUCCCAACUGAAUUAUAGAAUAUAUAUACCAAAGCACAGUUCUAGGUGCCAUGACAUUAUUGGUCCUUAGUGACAGCAGAACAAGAUCUGUCUCAAUGCCUGUGGGUUGAGCUGGAAUUAAUUGUAAGAGAAUGUUAAGGCCAGAAGGUUUGACUCUUUUCAUCAACAAUGAGCAUAUUUAAUGCGCAUAAUCAUGACAUUAAAGAGUACAAUGCUUUAGUAUAGUAGUAUGGGACUAAUA
Molecule: messenger RNA, 3813 nt
Organism: Stegostoma tigrinum
Lineage: Eukaryota; Metazoa; Chordata; Chondrichthyes; Orectolobiformes; Stegostomatidae
Gene: myd88
Product: MYD88 innate immune signal transduction adaptor
Exons: 6
Coding region: 178-1053 (291 amino acids)
Biological process (GO): innate immune response; Toll signaling pathway; defense response to Gram-positive bacterium
Cellular component (GO): plasma membrane
Molecular function (GO): Toll-like receptor binding; TIR domain binding
Source: RefSeq, a predicted model, not a curated record